Messenger RNA from Scutellospora calospora, 390 nucleotides. NCBI's taxonomy places the organism in Eukaryota, Fungi, Glomeromycota, Glomeromycetes, Diversisporales, Gigasporaceae. The record is from the annotation of a GenBank genome assembly.
AUGAUUACUGAUAAUAUUAAAGUUUUGUUGUUAGAUAAUGUAAACCAAGCUGCAAUUAAUAUUUUAACUUUAGAAGGAUAUCAAGUUGAAGCAUAUUCAGAAACUCUUUCAGAAGAUGUUCUUAUAGCAAAAAUCCAUGAUAUACAUUGUGUUGGGAUUCAAUCUAAAACUAAACUUACCAAAAAUAUUCUCUUAAAAGUGAAAAAACUCCUUGUGAUUAGUUGUUUUUGCACUAAUACUAGUCAAAUUGAUUUAAAAACUGCUACUAGCCAGAAAAUUACUGUAUUCAAUUCUUCCUUUGGCUAUAGUAGAAGUGUAGCUGAGCUAGUAAUUGCUGAAAUAAUUAUGCUAUCUAGAUAUAUAGAUAAUUAUAAUAUCAAGAUACACUAA